CCCCUGGUGGUGAGCGCUACGCGCUGUGGACAAACGUCUGCGCUGCACAGCCAUGGAUGUAAUCUAGCUAGGUUGUGACAAAGAUGCUGCAAACUUUCUUCUGUUUGUCCUGCCAGAGCCAUUGAAAAGACACAAAUGCUUGCUAUGACAUCGGAAGCAGAGCUCAGCUGGAUGCAGUAGAGAUCUCAGCCAUGUACUCGGAAUGGAGGUCUUUGCACCUGGUGGUGCAGAGCGAUCAGGGUCACGUCAGCGUCUUGCAUUCGUACCCGGCCUCUGUGGGCCGUGACGUUGCCAAUGCGGUCUUGCGCCCGCUGGGGUCCACACUGGGAGCUUCUGCCUCUGAGUGCCUCCUGAAGACAGAUAAAGAGGUGAAAUGGACUAUGGAAGUAAUAUGUUACGGUCUGACUCUUCCGUCGGACGGAGAUACAGUCAAGCUCUGUGUGGACGUCUACACGGACUGGAUCAUGGCACUUGUGUCACCAAGAGACUCCAUACCACAACCCAUCAUUAAAGAGCCCAACCUUUAUGUCCAGACUAUCCUCAAACAUCUUUACAACCUCUUCCUGCCAAGGCCCGAGCACUUCAGCCUUAUGCACUUCAAGCUGUGUCAGCAGGUGCUCACUUCAGUGCAGAAACUCGCCCGGGAUUCCUCCUCUAUGGCCCGAGAGACGUGGGAGGUGCUGCUUCUCUUCCUGCUUCGUAUCAAUGACACACUGCUCGCCCCACCCACUGUGGGAGGUGGUAUAGCAGAGAAGCUGGCUGAGAAAUUGAUCAGUGUACUGUUUGAAGUUUGGUUCCUGGCCUGUACGCGCUGCUUCCCAACACCACCAUACUGGAAGACCGCCAGAGAGAUGUUAGCAAAUUGGAGACACCACCCACCUGUGGUGGAGCAGUGGAGCAAAGUCAUCGCUGCUCUUACCUCCAGACUGCUGAGGUUCACCUAUGGACCAUCCUUCCCUCCUUUUAAAGUGCCAGAGGAGGAUGCAAAUCUCAUACCUAUAGAAAUGGACAAUGACUGUGUAGCACAGACUUGGUAUCGCUUCCUACACAUGCUAAGUAAUCCAGUGGAUCUCAGUAACCCUGUGAUUGUGAGCUCCACUCCCAAGUUUCAGGAGCAGCUGCUGGGGGUAAGCAGUGUUCCCCAGGAGGUGAUCCAGCACCCAUGUCUCAAACAGCUGCCUCAGAUCUUCUUUCGUGCCAUGAGGGGCAUCAGCUGCCUGGUGGAUGCUUUCCUAGGUGUGGCAGUUUUUAAGAAAAACGAGAUUCAUGAAACGCUGCCCUCUUAUGGAUCCGCAAUGUCUAGGAGAUAUAUUCGAGACAGACUUCCCUCUCUAGGUGUUGCUGCAUUUCGAGACAGACUACCAUCUUAUGGUAUAUCCAGACCCCGCUCAGACAGCGCUCCACCCACCCCUGUUAAUCGGCUAAGCAUGCCGCCACCCCCAACCACCACCAACACCACACCCCCUCACAGCCGCAGACACAGACCUUCAGCGGUUAAUAAAACCACCAGCAAAGCCUCUACGACUGGCCAGUCCAAAGUGUUGCACCAGCCGUCCUCCACCUCUCCUUUGUCCAGUCCCAAUCAGACAAGCUCAGAGCCGCGCCCGCUGCCUGCUCCCACCAGACCAAAGGUCAACAGCGUGCUGAACCUUUUUGGCCAGUGGCUGUUCGACGCCGCGCUCGUUCACUGCAAACUUCACACUGGCCUCAGCAGAGAAAGCAGCGUGACUGGUAAGGUGUUCACAGCUCUUGCUACUCAGGCCGGAGUAGAACUGAGGAGAAAAGGUUCUCAGAUGUCCACUGACACCAUGGUGUCCAAUCCCAUGUUCGAUGCCAACGAGUUUCCGGAUAAUUACGAGUCAGGUCGAGCCGAGGCAUGCGGAACGCUGUGUAGAAUCUUCUGCAGCAAAAAGACCGGAGAAGAAAUUCUACCUGUCUAUCUGUCCAGAUUCUACAUGGUUCUCAUCCAAGGCCUUCAAAUUUCCGACUUCAUCUGCCGGCCAGUUCUGGCCAGUAUUAUCUUGAACUCCUCGCCUUUGUUCUGCUCCGAUCUGAAAGGGAUUAACGUAGUGGUUCCGUACUUUAUAUCUGCACUGGAAAUCAUUUUACCUGACCGUGAAUUGGUCAAAUUUAAAUCGUAUGUAAACCCCACUGAACUGAGAAGAGCUUCCAUUAACAUCCUGCUAUCCAUGCUGCCCCUGCCUCACCAUUUCGGCAACGUUAAAUCUGAGGUACUUUUGGAAGGGAAAUUCAGCAAUGAUGAGGGUUCGCUUAAUGAUAAGCCAGUCUCCUUCCUUUCACUGAAGCUGCGACUGGUCAAUAUCUUGAUUGGUGCCCUGCAAACAGAGACAGAUCCACUCAAUACACAGAUGAUACUAGCUGCAAUGCUGAAUAUUGUUCAAGAUUCUGCACUUUUGGAGUCUAUAGGCGCACAAACCGAAGUGGGAAGCGUGGACAGCAGUCAUUCUUUGGCUAAGAGCCACAGUCGCAAUAAUAGUGGCAUCAGUAAUUCUAGUGCAGGCAGCUCUGAGGCCACUACUCCAGACAGCGAGAGACCUGCUCAGGCCCUUCUGCGAGACUAUGCUCUCCACACAGACACGGCAGCCGGCCUGCUGAUCCGCAGCAUCCACCUGGUCACCCAAAGACUCAACUCACAGUGGAGGCCUGACAUGAGCAUUUCGCUUGCUGCCCUGGAACUGCUUGCUGGCCUCGCGAAGGUGAAGGCGAGUGCGGAGUCUUCGGAUCGGAAACGAGCUGUGAGUUCAGUUUGUAGUUACAUUGUGUACCAGUGCAGUCGACCUGCCCCACACCACUCUAGAGACCUACACUCCAUGAUCGUGGCUGCCUUCCAGUGCCUCUGUGUGUGGCUCACAGAGCAUCCUGACAUGCUCAAUGAAAAGGAUUGUUUGAUAGAAGUGUUAGAAAUUGUUGAACUGGGCAUCUCGGGUAGCAAGUCCAAGACGGGCGAACAGGAAGUGAGGUAUAAGGGCGACAAAGAACAUAAUCCUGCCUCUAUGAGGGUCAAGGAUGCAGCCGAAGCCACACUCUCAUGUAUAAUGCAGGUGUUGGGGGCAUUUCCAUCUCCCAGUGGUCCUGCUUCCACCUGCAGCCUGCUGAAUGAAGAGACACUGAUUAAAUACUCCAGGCUGACAUCCACAUCUCACAGUAACUUCAGAUACUUUGUCCUUGACAAUUCGGUCAUCCUGGCCAUGCUGGAGCAGUCCCUCGGCAACGAACAGAACCCAUGUCCUUCUGUCACAAUGCUGAUUCGAGGCAUGUGUGGUCGUCAUGCCUGGACAAUGAAACUGUUCCACCAGCCUCGAGGAGCCAGGGCCAAUCAGAAGCAGGUGUUUGUUCCUGAGGGUCGGCCAACUCCCAAAAAUGACGUCGGGAUUCGUUUUAAUGUCAAACACAGGCCGUUCCCAGAAGAGGUGGACAAGAUCCCCUUUGUCAAAGCAGACCUGAGCAUUCCAGACUUGCAUGAUAUCGUAGAUAAGGAGCUGGAACAGCAGCACGAUAAGCUGCGUGGUGUGAUGGAAAAGCAGAUAGAUUAUGAGACCAGUCUGGAGCACUACACAGAGGAGCUGUGGAGGAAUAAACCUUUCCCCGACCCUCUUACUGACUGCAGGCCUCCCCCUCCAGCGCAGGACUUCCAAACAGCUCGUCUCUUUCUCUCACAUUUCGGCUUCCUGUCACUAGAGGCGCUCAAGGAGCCAAAUAACAGUCGUCUGCCUCCUCAUCUCAUCGCUUUAGACUCGGCCACAUCAGGCUUCUUUGAUGACGUUGGCUAUCUGGACUUGUUGCCGUGCAGACCGUGUGACACAGUAUUCAUCUUUUACAUGAAGGCAGGCCAGAAGAGCAGUCAAGAGAUCUUAAGGAAUGUGGAGUCUUCAGCAAGCGUGCAGCCACAUUUUCUGGAGCUGUUGUUGUCUCUUGGCUGGCCAGUCGAAGUGGGGCAUCACCCAGGCUGGACUGGGAGUGUGUAUACCAGCUGGACCAUAAACACAUCUAAUGGCACGGACACACCAGAUGAGUUUGUGGCUGUGGGAGAGACGGGAGGAGGAAUUUUUAACGGUGAAAAAAGAGUGCUGUACUAUGCUGACGCGCUCACCGAAAUUGCCUUCGUGGUGCCCUCGCUCACUGACUCCUCAGCGGAGUCGUCUGAGAACAGUUUCCCAACAGCGGACUCUGAUUCCCAAAUUGAGCUGAUGCCCAACCUACUGAACCAACCCAACCUGACACUGGAGCUCUUUCCCAACCACUCUGACAACAUGGGACCUUCACAACGGUCUCCCUCAGUGAAGAGUAAGAAAAUGGCUUCAGGAAGGAGUAUACCACCUCUGGGUCCCGAGACUAAAGUACUUGUGGUGUGGGUGGAGCGCUAUGAUGACAUAGAAAACUUUCCUUUGUCCGAGUUGCUGGCCGAGACCAGCACAGGAGUGGAAAGUGCAGUCAACAGCAGUGCUUCCAGACCAAGCUCAUCAGAGAAGGAUGUACCAGUCAUAUUUAUCCACCCACUAAAGACUGGUCUCUUCCGCAUCAAGCUGCAUGGAGCCAUGGGGAAGUUCAGCAUGGUCAUUCCCCUCGUGGACAACAUGGUGGUCAGCAGGAGAUCACUGGGUUUCCUAGUAAGACAGACGGUAAUAAACACGUGUCGGAGGAAGAGACUGGACAGCGACUCGUACAGCCCUCCGCAUGUACGGCGAAAACAGAAAAUUGCUGAAAUCGUUAACCGUUACAGGAACAAACAGCUGGAGCCUGAGUUCUACACGUCACUGUUUCAGGAGGUUGGAGAGAAGAGCUUAAACCCUUAAACACACACACAGCACAGCACAAGGCUCUUUUUUUUCCCAUGGUGGAGAGUUUGCUGUUUUAUUAAUUGCCUAAUGGCCUAUGUUCAUUGCCCGUGUGACAGCGUGUUAGCUGGUCCGAUUGCUGACAUGGAAAGGAUGCUCUUCCUUUUUCUUAUUACUGUAUUUCACAUGUUUUAAUUUUUUUCCAUCAUGGGAGACCCAUAAAGAAGAAGCAUAGAUGCAAAACCUUUACUCCAAAAUCUAUUAUUCAUAAUAAACACUAAUGUGAGUGUUUCUUCAGACACAGUCACACAUGUACACUAGUGCCAGUCUGUGUUGAUGCAUAACACGUCUCUUUUCUUUUCAAACUCAGGUGGUUUUACCAUUUUUCAUAUGCAUUGACAUGGUCAUGGUCAUGCACUCCAACAAGCUGACCUCAGCAUCAUUCAUGUUCUAUCUCUUUCUCUUGCUCUCGCUCUCUGUCUGUCUGUCUCUCUCUCUGUCGUCUGUCUGUCUGUCUGUCUCUCUCUGUCUCUCUCUCGCUCUCUGUCUGUCUGUCUGUCUCUCUCUGUCUGUCUCUCUCUCUGUCUCUCUCUUGCUCUCUGUCUGUCUGUCUCUCUUUCUCUCUGUCUCUCUCUUGCUCUCUGUCUGUCUGUCUGUCUCUCUUUCUCUCUCUCUUUCUCUCUCUCUCGCUCUCUCUCUCUCUCUCUCUCUUCAUUCUAUCUCUACUUUUACAUUGACUUUGACUUCACAGAAGUCCUUAUGCUGAUACUCCGUUCAAAGAUUGUUUGGCUCUUUCUAUUUUAUGUAUUUAUAUCAGUUAGAAAAAUGACUUUAAAAAUCCACACGAUUAUUUAAAGUCAACAACAAACUACUGAACUCUCCAGUACAGCGUCCCAGACGUUUGACGCUUACUACCAUCCUGUUUAAUCCUGUGAUGCGCUUUCGAGUUUUCUGUUUUUUUUUGUUUUUUUUUAAUUUCUUUUCUUUUCAGCCUAAUCGAGACAUAUUUUCAACUGAAAGUCAUAAGGGCUAUCUUUUGGUUUCAUUUUAAGUUUCCUGAUAAAUGUAAAUGAUAAAUGAGGUGUCAUGUUUUGUUUUGCUUUUUUUGUUUUCAAUUUCUGCUGGAUGUCAGAAACACUGGUCAUUUUUAGACGUUAUUUACAUUUUUUCAUUCCUUAUUUUUAGAUUAAAAAGAUUAUUUGAUCAGAUCAUGUUUCAUCUCUUCUUCACACAGAGAUACGUGUAGUGUCAUCUUGCCUUCCUCGGUGUGUUUUGACAUGUAGCUUUUAAAACACACAUCACUACAGAGAACUUGACUGAAAGGAACGACUGUUAAAACGUUACUGUACUGGUCCAUGAUGCUCAUUCAGGUUAUCUUGCUUUUUCUUUUUUUCCAUGUUUUAUUUCCCUAAAUUUGAGAAAAGAAAAACAUCUGUAAUUAAUAAAGGACAAGUCUUGUGCUAUAAAAGUGUAAAUCCCAAUCUAAAUAAAAAAACAUUUAACACUGAUAUUGUACACAAAUAUUAUACACCACCUCAGUUUUUAUAUCAAUAGAAAAACUAUUUCAGCUGAUAAAAUGAAAAAUUGAACCAUUUUACUAUAAAAGACAACUUUACUGAGCUAUGUUUCCCAACACACAGGACUUGGACCUUUAUUCGGUUGGUUAGAGACGCCCGUCUUCUCAUUUCUGUAAAUAAUGAAGGCAUCGACUUUGUAUAAAGUUGGACUUUAAAUGUAAAUAUAAGGGUGUGAAGUUUGCUCACUCAUCUUAUUCUAUUAGGAAAGGCACAAAAAAAAGAACGCUUGUUUGUAUUUAUGCCGAUCAUAUAUGUGUCCUAAAGAAACACAUUGGGUAUUGAAUGUAACACAUAUAAUGAAAUAAAGAUUUUAAGUAACUUCUUAUCAUAA
This is a messenger RNA of Tachysurus vachellii, 6704 nucleotides long. RefSeq names its product Ral GTPase activating protein non-catalytic subunit beta (gene ralgapb). Lineage: Eukaryota; Metazoa; Chordata; Actinopteri; Siluriformes; Bagridae. Gene Ontology annotation, biological process: regulation of small GTPase mediated signal transduction; activation of GTPase activity. The transcript has 33 exons. Gene Ontology annotation, molecular function: GTPase activator activity. The record is from RefSeq and is a predicted model, not a curated record. Bases 192 to 4814 code for a protein of 1540 amino acids.